CACAUGUGGGAGUGUCAGUGUGGCCUCAGAACCAGGCCAGCUCCUUCCUCACGCACUGCCCGCUCUCCAGACACGCAAAUGGGGGAAAAGAAGGAGAAAAGUCCCGAUGAGGUGACAUACUACAGACUGUCAGAGGUGGAGGAGCAGAACUCCUUCAGGUCCACCUGGAUCAUCAUCCACAACAAGGUGUAUGACGUCACCAGGUUCCUGGAGGAGCACCCCGGAGGAGAGGAGGUGCUGAGGGAGCAGGCGGGAGGGAACGCCACCGAGAGCUUCGAGGACGUCGGUCACUCCACCGACGCCAGAGAGAUGGCCCAGGACAUGAUGAUCGGAGAGCUGCACCCGGACGACCGAGACAAGAUCGCCCCUCAUGAUGAAACACUGGUGACCACUUUGAAGGACGAUCACAGUUGGUGGACUAACUGGUUGAUUCCCAUUCUGGCGGCGACCAUCGUCACGCUGCUGUACCGCAUCUACACCUCAGAGAGCGAGUGACAUCAUCAGACACGCAGCUGUGAUGUCAUCAAGAGACAGCUGCAUCAGCCAAUAACAGCGCAGAGGGACGGCGGGCCAACGACCAUCGGACCAGUGGAUUAAAACCAGCUGUUCUAGAGUCACCGACUCACAGUACUACAAUACCCAGGAUGCAUUUCAUGCUGUUAAACCAAUCGAUCACAUGGUCUCAUGCUAAUGAAGUCAUUAUUGUUGUUGACACUUUGAAUCACAGAUACAUAAUUUGUUAUAUCUUUUUAUAUAUUUGUAACUGAAUGUAAAUGAGUUUAUUAAUAUGCAACCAGCAGUUAACAGAGCAGUCAUGUGACCCUGCAGUCAUGUGACCCUGCAGUCAUGUGACCGUGCUCUGAUCCUUUAUGCAGAACAUCAUAACAUGAAACACGAUUAUGAAGCUUUUAAUGACUUUGUCCUGUUAUGAAGCUACAGGUGCUUUUUGGAUCUAAUAACUUUUAAAUGUCAUAAAAUCUACAAAUGGCUGAUUUUCAUAGUUUGUUUAAAGCUUUGAUUUGUUAAAAAAUUAGUCUGAGACUCAACUUUCUUUGAACUCUUGUCGGUUUCUUUUUCUUCCUUUUACUGAUGGUGACUCACCUGCUCUGACCUUUGACCUCCGGCUGGUUAUUUUAAGCUGGUCAACACUUCCAGAGAAUAGAAGAUGUUUUCUCCCUCCUGUCGUGAGAUAUCCGAUCACACAGCUAUUGUUUCAGAUUUAAUUACUCCAGUUUGACUCUCUGGUUCAGAUCAAAGCCGUUAUAAUCUGACAGAUGUUCAUAUUCAUCAGCGAUGCAGGUAAACAGCUGGAUGCAACUGACCCAACAAUCAUCAUACGUCUUGUUUGUUUCUGGUAAUUUGCUUUAAUUGCAAUUUAGUUUGGGAAUAUUCACACUGAUGAUGCAGGUUAGACCUUACAGAGCUAUAGAUGCAUAUUCAUAUGAAGAAUCAGCAAAACACAGAGCAGAGAGGAGUAUUUCAACAUGUACUCAGUACGUGUUCGUGUACAGCAGAGAGAGUUUCUCAGUGAGAUGUACAUUAAACACAACAGCAGCUCUGAUAAUAACAGUGAAAAACGCUCAUGUGACUCUUUGAAUCACUUGCAUAUUGAAGUUAUUAUCAGAGAAAAAUGAAACAAUGAGAUUAAUCUGCAGCAGGUUAAGACUUCAUAAAGUGAGAGAACUUCACAAUCAUCUGUGAGAUUAUUAUUUUAGUCCAAAAUCACACAAUGCACCAAUUCACUUUUAACGUUUAAUGCUUGAAAGCAUAAAAUAUGAAUAUUUUAAUGCAUAGAAGGAAGAUUUUGUGAAUAAUAAAACAGUGAAAGACUUCAUUCCUCGCUGCAAGAUUUAAAAAAAGUGUUUUUUCUGGAACUCAAGUCUCAAUAAAGUCAAAGAA
This is a messenger RNA of Anoplopoma fimbria (sablefish), 1899 nucleotides long. RefSeq names its product cytochrome b5 (gene cyb5a). The transcript is spliced from 5 exons. The record is from RefSeq and is a predicted model, not a curated record. Gene Ontology annotation, molecular function: heme binding. Lineage: Eukaryota; Metazoa; Chordata; Actinopteri; Perciformes; Anoplopomatidae. Bases 4 to 495 code for a protein of 163 amino acids. Gene Ontology annotation, cellular component: intracellular membrane-bounded organelle; membrane.